AACCAUUGACCGUGUAACGUAUUUAGAUUUAGUUUUGAACUCGUGGUUAGAAACGUCAUUACGCCAUUAAGGAAGGCUGCUGCGAAAUUAACGUAUUCUGAAAAGAGGUGCUUAGCUUCUUGGCAUUCUUUUGUGAUUUAUUUUAAUAGUUUUGUUUGCAGAUUUAUCACAUGCAAGGAAUGAGGCUCAAGUUUGGAGAUCACAGGAACGACUGGAAGUGUUGUUUCUGCUGUCAUGUAAGGACUGGGACCAUAUUCUUAGGAAUAUGGCAUCUUAUGAUCCAUUUACUGGCAUUGUCAGUAAUAGCAGUGGUGCUUCGUCACUCUGAAAUGGUAGAUGACUUGAUGAUGGGCCCUGUAUUGCCAACACCUCUGAGUGAGGUGGAGGAACCCGUUGUGGAGAUUAUAAGUCCAAAUCUUGAGCUAAGCCUGGAACCUCAGGAUCCUGAUGACACCAGGCAUCAAACAAGCUUUUCCACAGCCCAUGGUUAUCGUGACAUAUUUACCCGCCGCAGUUUGAAUCAUCAGGACCUGAAUGUUGGUGUUUUUGUGACUUUCUGCACAUUUGCCAUCACUCUUCUAAUGGUUUUUGGCGCUGUGAAGGGGAAACCAUCGUAUCUGAUGCCAUUUUUCUGUCUUCAGGUCUUUGACUUCUGUAUUGCUAGCCUGACAGCGGUGGGGUAUCUUUGUUAUCUGCCAGACAUCCAUCGUUUGGUUGCAGAAAAUCCUCACUUACCCUUCCAGGAAGAAUUGUUGCGGCUGAACCCUCAGUGUCUCUCACUUCUUGUUCUGUUUACGUUCAUGGCAGCAAUGAUGGUUAAGACCUACUUCAUUGGGGUAGUGUGGAGGUGCUACAAGUACCUGAGUCUCCGCAUGGUAGCAGCUCAGAGAACCAUUCAUUACAUCGACCCAGAUAACCAGUCGCUGCUUCCGGACCUGCCUGAUUAUGAAACUGCCGUUGGCGAUCCUCGUUUUGCCGCCAAGAAGUUCCCGACUCCCCCUCCUUCGUAUGCGAGCGCCACUGCGGCAGUCGUGGACGUCGCCGAGGAAUCCGCGGUUGUUGCCGUCCCACCUCAGGCCCAGCCCCAGCCACAGCCGCAGCCACAGACCGUUUCUGAACGUCCUGCCGCCUGAACCGCAAGAAUCACGCGCGGCCUGUAGGAUGUCACAUCGUUGUGCAGUAGGUGUGAUAAUUAUGUCUUACAGAAAAGUUAUUCAUUAUCUAUU
This is a messenger RNA of Zootermopsis nevadensis, 1226 nucleotides long. RefSeq names its product lysosomal-associated transmembrane protein 4A. NCBI's taxonomy places the organism in Eukaryota, Metazoa, Arthropoda, Insecta, Blattodea, Termopsidae. The record is from RefSeq and is a predicted model, not a curated record. Gene Ontology annotation, cellular component: lysosomal membrane.